AUGAAGGCAACUUCGCUGCGAGUGUCGACUAUGUCCAGCCUUGUUGCCGUUGCAGCAUUUGCGAGCGGCGCACUUGGCGACACCAGUUUGUGCGUCCAGUCGACCAGCGAGGACUCCAAGUGCACCAAGGCGGGGCACGUGACGAUCGACGUCUCACAGAACGGCUGCUACUCCAGUUGCCAGGCGUACAACACGCAGAGCGUCGACACUCACGACAGCGACUGCACGACUCCGAGUAAAACCCUCUACGCGGCCUUCUUGGCCGACGGCAAGUGCCACCGAUUCAAAACCGGCUACGUGCAGGUUGUUCUGGGCAAGGACGGCACAAUGUGGGCGCUAGUGUCGGACGUUGGCUGUGAGGCCAGCUUGUUGACGUCGUACUCGUUGUAUUCGUUCAAGACGACGCACCUGGACAACGGAGACUGCGUCUCCCCCGGCUCUGGGACCUCGUUCAAAGCCACCUUUUCGGGAACCCUCCCGGCGGCUACGACGGUCAUCACUGGAACAGAAUCGACAGAUACAACCGGGUCGACGUCAACAACAUCGUCGACUACCACAGACGUGUCCACAGCGCACACGACAGCCACUUCUUCAGCGGCUUCAACUCUGGGGGAUGUUCGACUUGUGACUGCCAUGGCGGGAUUCAUUUCCGGCAUUUUGCUAAUAGGAGUGUAG
Phytophthora sojae is the source of this 675-nucleotide messenger RNA. RefSeq lists its product as hypothetical. The coding region runs from base 1 to 675 and encodes 224 amino acids. The record is from RefSeq and is a predicted model, not a curated record. Lineage: Eukaryota; Oomycota; Peronosporomycetes; Peronosporales; Peronosporaceae. The transcript is spliced from 2 exons.